Messenger RNA from Rubroshorea leprosula, 1689 nucleotides. NCBI's taxonomy places the organism in Eukaryota, Viridiplantae, Streptophyta, Magnoliopsida, Malvales, Dipterocarpaceae. The record is from the annotation of a GenBank genome assembly.
CUUAUCGUCAUCAGAACCAUUUUCGCAGGCAGAACUAAUCGCAUUGGCCUUCCAAUCGCCGGCGAGUUUCGAUUUUCUGCUUCCAAUUCGCCGGCACUCUCUCAGCCACUCAGUGAAUCACUCGAUUACUCGGAGUCACUGACUCGCCCGUAGGAACGGCAAUGGAAAGAGAUUCCUCCGACGAAGACGACGAUCAUCAAAACUUAAUCCACCAAAACGACACCAAACACUUGCCGCCUCAACUCCCCGCCGGCACGAGCCCUACCUCCCGUGCGAGAUCCGCCUUCCACAUCGAAGACCUUGAGUCGCAAAUCCGUCGCCGUUUCAAGCUCAACUUCAACAAAUGGUACGUUGUCGCCGUGUUACUUCCGCUGCUCAUCAUCGUCAUAUACUACUCCACCGACGCUCGCUCCCUUUUCUCCACCAAUAAUUUUUCGCUCAGAUUCGAUUCGGUUACAGAUCGAAUGAAGGAAUCUGAAUUGCGCGCUCUUAAUUUGUUGAAUCAGCAGCAAUCUUUGCUUCUGUCUACAUGGAAUCGUAUGUUUGUCGACAAUAACGUUUCAGGCGUUCAGUUUGAUGACAUUAAAGCUGCAUUGCUCAACCAGAUUUCGUUGAAUAAAAACAUCCAACAGGUACUCUUAUCGCCUCACCGGACCGGAAAUUUGUCGGCAGAGCUCGGCAAUGCAACCGUUUCAGACCCUACUUUUGGCGGGUACGGUUUUGACAGGUGUAGGAAAGUGGACCAGAGGUUUUCAGAGAGGAAAACAAUUGAAUGGAAGCCCCAAUCCAACAAGUUUUUGUUUGCAAUUUGUGUUUCAGGACAGAUGAGUAAUCACUUAAUCUGCCUAGAGAAGCACAUGUUCUUUGCGGCAUUGUUGAAUCGUGUACUUGUUAUACCGAGUUCAAAAGUUGAUCAUCAGUACAGCAGAGUGUUAGACAUUGAGCAUAUCAACACCUGUGUGGGAAGGGAAGUGGUGAUUACUUUCGAAAAAUUUAUGGAAACCAAAAAGAAUCAUCCUCACAUUGAUAAGUUUGUCUGCUAUUUCUCUUCACCUCAGCCGUGCUAUUUGGAUGAAGAGCGUGUCAAGAAGUUGAAGGCUUUGGGGAUUUCUAUGGGGAAACUGGAGGCUCCUUGGAAAGAGGACAUAAAAAAACCCAGCAAGAAGAAAGUACAGGAUGUGGAGGCUAAGUUUAAGGCUGAUGAUGAUGUGAUUGCAAUUGGGGAUAUUGUACCACUUGUUAAACGACCACGUCGUGAUUCAGCUGAAAAAUGGGAUGCUUUGUUAUACAGGCAUGGUCUUGAAGGAUAUUCUGAGGUGGAAGCUAUGCUGGAUAAGACAAUCUGUGCCAUGUCCAGUGUGUUCAUAGGAGCUUCUGGAUCGACCUUCACAGAGGACAUUCUACGGCUCAGAAAAGACUGGGGAAGUGCCUCUUUAUGUGAUGAGUACUUAUGCAAAGGUGAAGAGCCAAACUUCAUAGCAGGUAAUGAAUAAAGAAGAUGCAGAAAAUGGCUGUAUGACUGAAUGAGUGCCUUCUCUGUUCUCCAUUUGUUCCUCCACUGCAGAAGUUGGAUGGUAUUCUGAUGUAUUGUAGUAUAUGACAAUAGCAUCUAAUUGAUUAUUAGUGUAUACAAAAUCAUUCUUAAACUCUGAUUGCUUAUGCGAUUCAUUCGGUUAUUCAUUAGGUUAA